Molecule: messenger RNA, 267 nt
Organism: Symbiodinium sp. CCMP2592
Lineage: Eukaryota; Dinophyceae; Suessiales; Symbiodiniaceae
Source: the annotation of a GenBank genome assembly
AUGAAAAAGAACAAAGAAGCCUCGGAGGUGCGGGAGAAGUUUCGGUACCGCUUCCUCGACAUCACGAGCACCGCCGUUUCGGAGGAACAGGUCUGUUCGGAGUUCAAUUUCAACAUUGUUGUCACUUAUUGCAGCUCGUUCGCAGAAGAGCUGCCAACCAAGAAGGAAGUGGAGGACUGGGCAGUGGAGGAAGCAGGUGUGCUAAGAUCCUUCGCCUCCUGGGCAUGUGCUCGGACUCGCCGCAACAAGGACACAAGGCCACCGUGA